Endocarpon pusillum Z07020 is the source of this 1089-nucleotide messenger RNA. RefSeq lists its product as uncharacterized. Gene Ontology annotation, molecular function: phosphatidylinositol-3-phosphate binding; protein binding; phosphatidylinositol-3,5-bisphosphate binding. Gene Ontology annotation, biological process: protein lipidation; protein localization to phagophore assembly site; nucleophagy. Gene Ontology annotation, cellular component: phagophore assembly site membrane; extrinsic component of membrane; cytosol. The transcript is spliced from 2 exons. The record is from RefSeq and is a predicted model, not a curated record. Bases 1 to 1089 code for a protein of 362 amino acids. Lineage: Eukaryota; Fungi; Ascomycota; Eurotiomycetes; Verrucariales; Verrucariaceae.
AUGAAUACAAGGCCCGUUAUCGACGACUCUGCCGGUCCCAUCUCUCUAUCAGCAGCCUUCAACCAUGAUGCCAGCUGCUUCUCCGUGGGCCUCGAUACAGGCUUCUGCGUCUUCAACUCCGAUCCGUGCGAGCUCAGAGUAUCGAGGGACUUCAACGCUGGGAUUGGGGUGACAGAAAUGCUGGGGAGGUACAACUUCCUGGCCUUGGUGGGCGGCGGGAGAAAGCCCAAGUACUCGCAGAACAAGGUCGUCAUUUGGGACGAUGCAAAGCAAAAAGCAGUCAUCACACUCGACUUCAGCACUGCCGUACUCCGUGUCCGGCUCUCCAAGUCUCGCAUCAUCGUGAUUCUCCAGAAUAGCGUCCACGUCUACGCCUUCUCCUCGCCUCCCUCCAAGCUCUCCGUGUUCGAAACGGCAGAUAAUCCCCUCGGUCUCUGCUGUCUCGGCUCCAAGCUUCUUGCUUUCCCGGGUAGAUCACAUGGACAAGUACAGCUGGUGGAGAUCGACUCUGGAAAUGUCACAAUCAUACCCGCGCACAGCACUCCAUUGCGCGCCAUGGAUCUAAGCCCGGAUGGACAACUCCUCGCUACAGCCAGCGAACAGGGGACCCUCGUGCGAGUCUUCUCUACCAGCAACUUAACAUCCGACAAAUCCACCCUCCAUAUCUUCGAUCUUCCUCCCACACCCUCCAGCACAGCACGCCAGACCCCCUGGUCACCCAGCAGCCGAAGCGCCUCACCGGCCGCAUCCCCAGUAGAUGACGCCUCAGCCACAAACCAGAAAUGGGGCUUCCUAUCGAGAUUACCUCUCCUCCCACGCGUCUUCUCCGAUAUAUACUCCUUCACGUCAGCGCACUUCGAGAUCGGAGAUGACUACCAGGGGGGAAACGGCAGUCUGGGCUAUCUACCUGCACUUGGCUCGCUGGGAGUGAGGCCGCACAAGGGUUUGAUAGGCUGGGUGGACGAGCAGACGAUCCUGGUGAUCGGUGCGGGCAGAGAUGGGAGGUGGGAGCGAUUCAAGAUUGCAGAGGACCAGGAGGGGAAACGAGGCGUGAGGAGGGAUGGGUGGAAGAGAUAUCUAGGCGGAUGA